Molecule: messenger RNA, 4525 nt
Organism: Cuculus canorus (common cuckoo)
Lineage: Eukaryota; Metazoa; Chordata; Aves; Cuculiformes; Cuculidae
Gene: NIPAL3
Product: NIPA like domain containing 3
Exons: 13
Coding region: 446-1693 (415 amino acids)
Biological process (GO): magnesium ion transport
Cellular component (GO): membrane
Molecular function (GO): magnesium ion transmembrane transporter activity
Source: RefSeq, a predicted model, not a curated record
CCCCUUUUCACAGCCAAUCGGCGCCCGUCUUCGCGGCCCCGCCCCUGAGUGACAGCUUUGCCGAUCAAUGGGAGCGGCCGGUGCGAGUGCUGCGCGUCGCUGGGCCCCGAGCCGGGGUCGCAGGCCUGGGAGGGCGGAGGGGCCGUGUCACCUUGGAGUGAUAUAACCUUCCUGCCCCACAGACCCACUGGAAAUACGGGCUUAUCUACACUUCGCCUGUGGUGCCCACGCUAUCUCAGUAUAGCCCUGUGGGGAAAGGAAAGCAGCAGGCAGGCUACAGAGCAUUUUGUGCUUCAUUCAACUAGGUAUCACUUGCCCAAGAAAACAGGAUGGGUGGGAAGAAGUGGCACCAAGCUACAGAUACAGCGGUUCCAGCAGAGUUUCUUCUCUAAAGAGAAGUUCCAGCACCAAAGAGACUGAAAAGCAAACACUCCUAUUAACCAAAAUGGAAGGAGGCAACAGUCCAAAUCUGCAGCUUCAGCAGCUUCCAUUGGCCACAGCAGCGAUUUCUGUGCAGCCCCACACUGACUCUUUUUCUUACAAGGAGAACUUGAUCGGUGCGUUACUGGCUAUUUUUGGGCACCUUGUUAUCAGUAUUGCACUCAACCUCCAGAAAUACAGCCACAUCCGACUGGUAGGCUCCAAAGACCCCCGAGCCUACUUCAAAACCAAGACUUGGUGGUCUGGACUGUUUCUGCUGGUGCUGGGAGAACUGGGAGUGUUUUCCUCUUAUGCCUUUGCUCCUCUCUCGCUGAUUGUGCCACUCAGUGCAGUGUCUGUUAUAGCUAGUGCAAUCAUAGGAAUUAUAUUUAUUAAAGAAAAAUGGAAGCCCAAGGAUUUUUUGAGGCGCUAUGUUUUGUCCUUUGUAGGCUGUGGUUUGGCAAUUGUUGGAACUUAUCUGCUGAUAACAUUUGGACCUAAUAGUCAUGAGAAGAUGACAGGAGAAAAUAUCACUAGGCAUCUAGUGAGCUGGCCAUUUCUGUUGUACAUGCUUGUGGAGAUCAUCCUGUUUUGCCUACUGCUGUAUUUCUACAAGGAGAAAAAUGCAAACUACAUUGUAGUUAUUCUUCUGCUGGUAGCUUUAUUGGGUUCCAUGACUGUCGUGACUGUGAAGGCUGUGGCAGGCAUGAUCGUUGUCUCCAUACAAGGGAACUUACAGCUCGACUACCCUAUCUUUUAUAUCAUGCUGGUGUGCAUGAUUGCUACAGCGAUCUUCCAGGCAAUAUUUUUAGCUCAAGCCUCCCAGCUGUACGACUCAUCCCAGAUCGCCAGCAUCGGCUACAUCCUGUCCACAACAGUGGCAAUCACAGCAGGAGCAACUUUUUACUUGGAUUUCACUGGUGAAGAUGUUCUCCAUAUAUGUAUGUUUGCCCUUGGGUGCCUUAUAGCAUUUCUAGGUGUCUUCCUGAUCACAAGAAAUAGGAAGAGAUCUGUGCCAUUUGAACCUUACAUAUCAAUGGAUGCUAUGCCAGGCAUGCAGAACAUGCAUGAUAAAGGGAUUGCAGUUCAGCCUGACCUUAAAGCUUCUUUUUCCUAUGGUGCCCUAGAGAACAAUGACAGCAUGCCGGAAAUUUAUACUCCAGCUACAUUGCCGAUUGUGCAGGAGCAACACGGUUCCAAAGGAGUUUCUGCUCCACCUUAUCGGGUGCUGGAGCACAGCAAAAAGGACUUCCCAGAGAUGGCCAGAAGCUGAUACGAAAGGAGAAUGGACACAAGGGAACUUGUCAAGUUAAAAGGACAAAGUACAGCAUUCACUGGCACAUGUAGGUUAUGGUGGCACUGUGAUAUCAUCAUCUUCUCUAAAAGCCAUUAUUUUGCUGGGAAACGAAAUUUUAAGUCUUACAGUGCGUCUUGGACUGUGUGCAUGGUAGAGUGUCCCCAGGGCCUUAGAAGACUAUUUGAAAUGAACAGUGUUUGUGUUCUGCACAUUUUUAAGCAGUUACUCUUGACACCAGGGUGUUUGGGAGGAUCUUGAACUUGCAAUAGUGGCUUUCUGCAUUUUUUUUUUUAUUGACUUAUGGCCUGUUUAUGUUCCCACUACCAAAAAUUCCCAACAACUCCCCUGACUUGUGUAUAGCUAUGACAACAAAACUCUUCUUUCACAUACGUUUGCUUUGCCAGCUCCAAAUACUAAUUCAGUUGGGAGAUAGUUGAGAUUGCUUUGGCAUUUUUCUGCAGCUUAGAAAAAUUAUAACCUUCCCCUCACCCCCACAAAGAGUGGAUGCCUCGUGUCAGUAUGCGUACUGAUAUGUGAAGUUUCUUUACCAAUUUGGCGUGUCUGACAAGUCAGAUCUUAUCACUGGCAUCCCUGUACAGUACAGCUUCUGAAACCUUAGUAACAGCUUUUCUUUUCCCCUCAAUACUUUUUGUGUUUAAGUAAGAGAACAAUGUUAAUGGGCUAAUACUGCCAGCACAUUGUGGGUCUUGGCAGUGAUGCUGGUUUAAUACCUUUGGCUUUGCAUCCCUGGUAAUUGAUUGUUUGUGAAUUUAUGUGCAGCUUUUGUUCAGUAACACCACAAAACAAAGUAGAACAGGAGAGGCUGAAUGGGAAGGGUAUAAGAAUGCUGGCAUUUCUUCUCUCUUUCCUUUUAAUCAACGAGGCAGUGGCUGUUUUGACGUGUUAGCUCUGAAACCAGACAUAUUCUGUUUUAAAACAAGCUGUGCUAAACCAUGCAUAGCUACAAACUACUUUUUACAUGGUGAUAGUCUAUGGGUUUCAUUAUUACAGAUGUUGCUGUGGUAUAAAUUAAUCAGAAGCACCCAAUGUUUUGCUGUUGACUCCUGUGAUGUGUAACAGAAGGUCGUUUUCUUGGUUCUGAUUUUUUCACUAGUAUUUAAAAACUGCAGUUGGCUGCUGUCCAGACUUUGUAGCUGGUAAAUACUGGUCAGGUUUUUUCUCCUCAUCCUUGAACCUGAUGUUGUGAGAGGCAGACACAGAGCACUUUGCCAGGGGCAGAGCGCUGCUCUAACACUGAACCCCUGCUUGUGCUUCUCUUUCUGGGCUGCUCUCCAGCCCAGUUCUGCGAUUCUCCAAAGCCCUGCAGCCUAAGCACUGCCUGAUUACUGGCCUAACCUUCCUCCCUCCCAGAGAGCCCUCAGCUGUCUGCACGGGGCUGUCUUCCUUUCUGGCCGAAAUUUCCUCAACCCAUAACCAAGGCUUUUGCAUUAUUGUGCUGUUUUGGCCUUUUUUUUUUUUUCCCCCAAGGAUCCGUGCCUUUGGAGUCAUGCUUUGUAUAACUUUGUGUUGUCUACACAGUCUGUGCAUUUGAAUACUUCUAUUUAAUAAUGACAGUUCCCUUUAAUCGCAGCAAGACUUGCUUUUAGAAAGUUCCUGACAAAGGCCUCCAAGAUGUCUGUUUCUGCAGCACAUAUAUCACAAUAUUUUUGAUGAUGAUGUGCCCUAUCAGUAGAGCCCAAGGUGUUGUUCUUGCUGUGGACCUCUACUCGGUGCACUGAUGUUUUGAGGGUUGUGUUUGUGCCAGGCUGUGUUGUCCACCGUGAGAGUGGUUGGAAACUGCCAGGCUGCAGCUCGUUCUUGCCUGCUGCCUAUGUUCAAUACUUGAAUUUUAAAACGUGGGAGUUUUUUGUAUUUAUGUACUUCCCCCUUUCUUGCUCUUCCUCCCAAACUUGCAAAAGGUGUUAUUGCUGCUCUUCAGCACAGUCUUACAGCUUCCCUCUCACCAUGGUGCUGAGAAGGCACAAACAGGGGCUCCUUGGACCCAGACAUCUGUGUGACUGCAGGACUUCUGCAUUGUCUGACGGGGGGAGGGUACAGCUCAGGAUCAAAAUAAACUCUGUACUUCCCUUCUAGGUCAGAGCUUACAGGCCCCAAACAGGAACCUAUUUGUACCCCCACGUCUGUAUUUGUUGGUCUGAGGUGACAAUGUCCCUGCCUGGGGUUGCAGCAAACACAGCUCAACAGCACAUGAAGAUUUAAAGGAGAGGAGCCCUGUGCUACGUUCUAGUCCUUGCAGCAUGAAAAAUAACCUGCUGUUUAUAGCACUUGAAUGUGUAUGUCGGAACUUCAGUUCCUCCACAGCUGAUCCCAGAAAGGCAGGGCACUACAAACAGCAGAGUAUGCUUAGAUUUCCAAAUGCCCAGCAUUUUCAGCAUCAGGAGCUGGAAAACUGUCCACAAAAAUCAGUGGACUGCUGUUUCAUUUACUAAACUGUAGUAUAGCUCCUCAACUCUUAUCUCCUGGCUGCUUUAUUGAAUGUGAACUGACAUCUGUUACAUCCACACUGCGUGGCUUCUCAAUGCACCAGAACACUUAAUGCGUUCUCAGUGUGUAUCUUACCUGUAACUUAACACUGUGGAAUGCAGCACCUCUGUUGGCUGAAUGUACAAAACAAUCUGCCUAAACCAGUCCCUUUGUUCACAUUUAAAUGUGUAAAUAAAUCAAGCUUUACAGUAUUGGACUAUGAAGAUAACUGCUUAAUUUUCAUAAGCAAUAUUGCAUGUCUGUUUAAUUCUAUUUGUCUUUCAGGUGAGACUUUGGAAAUGAAACUUAAUAAAAGAUUGUGGU